GGACCAGGGCUAGGGCGGAGGGCGGAACUUUUGGGCCCGGCGCGGCGGGGUGGCCGGAAGCGACGGUGUGGACCGAGCUCCGGGCGCGCGAGGCAGAGAAGAGCGGUCGGGCCGGGACUGCUCAGUGGGCCUGAGCCUCCCAGACCUGGGACAGGGCGUCCCCAGCCUGGUCCGGCUAAGAUCCCAACCCUCUUCCCACCCGGGGCGCUCAGAGGAGGAAGGGGAAGGCCCAGGCCCUGUUGGUUCGGGACACCUGGGUCUCGCUCACACCUCACGUUCUUGCAGCGUCCUCUGUGUCCGAGCGCCGGGGCAGGUAGCGAGGCUGGGGCCUGACCCCGGGUUGUAGGUGAGUCGUACCAACAACGACUCAGCACCCCGGGUGGUGAGCGCUGGGGACACCCUCGGCGGCGUGCUGAUUCCGGAGCCAGGGCUGACCCCAGCUCGACACUUUGCACGGUGUGGCCUGGGAGAAUGAGUAGGAUUUUCGCAGGCCGAAGGGAAACCCGGCGGAGGAGGGCUUCCCUCGCUAGUGUAGCAGUUUCCGUUUGCCGAGACUAAUAGUAAACUUAAUAUCUGUCGGAUGGCGUGGGGGUUCGUCUCGUUCCUGGCUUACAGAUGAAGAAACAGUGGUCUGAACCCAGAUUUAGUUACAUAUUAGCUGUGUGACCUUGGGCCGGAAACGGACUUAAACUGUCAUUUUUCUCAUCCGUGUAAUACAAAUAGAGGACUUGCUGCGUGGGGCUGUGGGAAUCUGCCAGGAGUUAAUGCAUUUAAAGUGCUUAGCACAAUGCCUGACACACGCACUCUGCAUCUUACACCAGUUACAUAUUUGUCUCCAUUGUCAAACGCAAGGCACUGCUAGAUGCUGAGAGCAACACACUGACGCAAAAGACUUGAAACUUGCCCUUAAGGAGCUAAUGUGGCCUGAAAGUAUGGCAGGAUUUCUAUAGUGUAUCUAGCAUGAGUUCCAGAUCUUGGCAUUUUAUCCACCUUCGACACUCUUAUCUCCACCUCCUGGAGAAUAAAUGGGAUUUGCAUGAAUUCCACAUUCUGAAUUGAAAGACAGACUGCAUUGCUAAUAGCCUUUUCUUCUGAUUGUUAAUAACAGCUCCAGAAAAUUAAAUGUCGUCAGAAGACCGAGAAGCUCAGGAGGAUGAGUUGCUGGCCCUGGCGAGUAUUUACGAUGGAGAUGAAUUUAGGAAAGCAGAGUCUGUCCAAGGUGGAGAAACCAGGAUCUAUUUGGAGUUGCCGCAGAAUUUCAAGAUAUUCGUGAGCGGCAAUUCAAAUGAGUGUCUCCAGAAUAGUGGCUUUGAAUACACCAUUUGCUUUCUGCCUCCACUUGUGCUGAACUUUGAACUGCCACCAGAUUAUCCAUCCUCCUCCCCACCUUCAUUCACACUUAGUGGCAAAUGGCUGUCACCAACUCAGCUGUCUGCUCUUUGCAAGCACUUAGACAACCUGUGGGAAGAACACCGUGGCAGCGUGGUCCUGUUCGCUUGGAUGCAGUUUCUUAAGGAAGAGACCUUAGCAUACCUGAAUAUUGUCUCUCCUUUUGAGCUCAAGAUGGGUUCUCAGAAAAAGGUGCAGAGAAGGAUGGCUCAAGCCUCCCCCAGCACAGACCUAGCUUUUGGAGGAGCUGCUGGAUCCGAUGUUGACCAAGAGGAAGUUGUGGAUGAGCGAGCGGUGCAGGAUGUGGAAUCACUGUCGAGUCUGAUCCAGGAAAUCUUGGACUUCGAUCAAGCUCAGCAGAUUAAAUGCUUUAACAGUAAAUUGUUCCUGUGCAAUAUCUGUUUCUGUGAGAAGCUGGGUAGCGAAUGCAUGUACUUCCUGGAGUGCAGGCACGUGUACUGCAAAGCCUGUCUAAAGGACUACUUUGAAAUCCAGAUCAGAGAUGGCCAAGUUCAGUGCCUCAACUGCCCAGAACCCAAGUGUCCUUCGGUGGCCACUCCUGGUCAGGUCAAAGAGCUAGUGGAAACAGAGUUAUUUGCCCGCUAUGACCGUCUUCUCCUCCAGUCCACCUUGGACUUGAUGGCAGAUGUGGUGUAUUGUCCCCGCCCCUGCUGCCAGUUGCCUGUGAUGCAGGAGCCCGGUUGCACCAUGGGCAUCUGCUCUAGUUGCAAUUUUGCCUUCUGCACCUUGUGCAGAUUGACUUACCACGGGGUCUCUCCAUGUAAGGUAACUGCUGAGAAAUUAAUAGACUUACGAAAUGAGUACCUGCAAGCAGAUGAGGCCAAUAAAAGAUUUUUGGAACAGAGGUAUGGCAAGAGGGUGAUUCAGAAGGCGCUGGAAGAGAUGGAAAGUAAGGAAUGGCUAGAAAAGAACUCAAAGAGCUGCCCGUGUUGUGGGACUCCCAUAGAGAAAUUAGAUGGAUGUAACAAGAUGACAUGUACUGGAUGUAUGCAAUAUUUCUGUUGGAUUUGCAUGGGUUCUCUCUCUAGAGCAAACCCUUAUAAACAUUUCACUGAUCCUGCUUCCCCGUGUUUUAAUCGGUUGUUCCAUGCUGUGGAUGUUAAUGGAGAUAUUUGGGAAGAUGAGAUUGAAGAUUAGUUAACUCCUGCUCAAGAUAAGGAAAUGGAAUGGUUUACCCAAAUCUUGUGUCAAGUACACAAAAUAGUUUUGCAGGCUAUUUAGGGUACCAUUUAUGCACUCAUCCUUUGUAGAAGAUGUGGAAGAACAAGGUUUAUAUUUCCAUGUGGUACUACUGAUAAAGGCACAUGCACACGUUUUUCAAUGUAACAUAGAGAAAAUUAUAAGCCAAAGGUUCAAUGAAAACUAGACAAUAUUAAAUACUACAGUGUGCCCGAAGCUCUGAAUAGUUAAAAAGUAAAUAUUUAUUUUCUUCCCCAAGUUUUAGGUGAAGAGAGGAGUCAAGAGUUAAAGUUAUAGACCUUUUUAUCUGAAAGCAUCCCUCUAAGACAUUAGGGGGAGUCCCCUCAGUACUGCUCCUUAUGACUGGGGUAGGUAGAAAGAAGCCUUAUUAAAAUUGUACCAAGAGCCUGAUCUCAUUUACUCCAUGUCAUGUUCCUUUCACCCUAAGUUUCUGCCAAGUGACUUUUCUUUGAGGAAGCCCUUUUACUCAGUAACUGAUUGGAUGACCCAGUGUCAUUUUGAUCUGCUUUUCAGAAUAGAAAUUUAUAGAUAAUUUAAAAAAUAUUUUUAAUGCCAAAAACACUGUGGGCCAGCUGGUAUUUAUUAGUGGGGUAUAGUUCACUGGUUUUGAGCCCAGUCUAGAAUUUAAUGAUACUGGCUCAGAAGAAUUUCAGUCCUAUUCAGCUCUUCUGGGCGGUAGAGCCUGGAUUCAAAAUGUCUUGUCUUUGCUACCUUUUGUUCUAUGCUCUCUCCCUUCACUCAUGCCCUACCUUCCAUUAGUAAGGACAAUUUUAAUAUUAACUCCAGCAGCUCAUAUUUUUAUUUAUGCUGGAAUAGGAGAAAGCCUAAUAUAUUCCCAAGCUGAACAAGCUGCAUUUUUAAAAAUUACCUCUAUUUUGAACUCCCCACCAUUGUAGUUCGAGUCCCAAUUUUCUGAAUUCUUUUUAAAGGUCUUCUCUAAUGAGCUGUGGAAAUUUGGCUUCCUACCCUUUUUUGCAACAGCACUAUUUUGGGGGAUAAUUUUGGCUUGAUUCCUAGAUCCCUGUUUCUGGAUUUUGAUGGCUUUUUGAAAAAUUGUCUUUCCUUGUGGUUUGGUGAAUGGCUUGGUAGCAAAAUGAUUUUUUGAAAAAGAGGACAGAGGGAUACAGCUGCAGCUGUGAACAUGUUCUUUUUUCCCAACUUGUCAUUGAAAAUUGGGGAAUCACUUUUAACCAUUUUAUGUGUGUGUAUCCAGAGUCAGCAAGGACUGUUUCUGGAUUGUCAAUGAGGCUGCUUAAUCUUAAAAAAUAAAAAUAAUUUAAAAAUUGUCUUAUAAUUAGAGCAGAGUUGCUGCUGUUCUGUCUCCAAGGCAACUGAUCACAUUUUUAAAAAAUUUUAUGGCAUGUAACACAUAUUCUUAAAGUGAACAGAAAAAAAGUCAUGGAAUAGCACCUGUUCUUUUACCCAGACUCGUGACUGAACUUAGGUUUUUAGGGCCCAUAUUUUGUUUCAACCAUAUGGUUCAUGAGCUUUCGUUUUGCACAUUUUAUAUAAGAACUAAAGUUAAUUUCAUAUAUAUAUAUAUAUAUAUAUAUUUUUUUUUUUUUUUUUUUUUAAGCUUACUUGUGUAUUUUUGAGAGGGGCAGAGAGAGGGGGAGAGAGAGAAUCCCAAGCAGACUCUGCACCAUCAUCAUGGAGCCUGAUGUGGGGCUCGAACCCAUGAGACUGCGAGAUCAUGACCUGAGCCGAAAUCAAGAGUUAGACACUUAACCAACUGAGCCAUCCAUGUGCCCCAGAACUAAAGUUAAUUUCUUAAAGAAUAAGUUGAAAAUAAUAAUAAAAAAAGCAUAAGUUGAAUAUAAUAAAUGUAAAUUAAAACGCUUAUACAGCAUAUACCUCAGAAGAGUGGCUCUGUGAUGGAAUGGGAAUUCAGUUGAGAUGUUUUCACUAGUAGCCACUCAGAAGUUCUUUAGUUCAUGGACUAGUUGGUAUUUGAUAGAGACUAUUUUAUUUUAGGGUUUUGCACAUUAUGUUGUUGAUAAAGUGGAAGUAGGAAAGAAAGCUUUAUAAUGCACUUCUAUAAAAGAAAUGGGAGGUUUCUCUUUACGAUUUUAAAAAACACAGGUGGUUAGUCUUAGACUUGUUUGUUCAUCUGAAUGUUCCAUCCUUUCUUCCUUAGGUACAAAAUUUUCACCAUCCAAUUAUAGCAAAGACAAUAGGGCUUAUAAAGUCUUAUUUUUGAAGCAUGUGUUAUGAGGUAAUUUUAAGAUGGUACAGUUCUCCUGGGGUGCCUGGGUAGCUCAGUCGGUUAAGGGACCGACUUGAGCUCAGGUCAUGAUCUCGUGGUUCACGAGUUUGAGCCCCGCAUCAGGCUCUGUGCUGACAGCCCAGAGCCUGGAGCCUGCUUCAGAUUCUGGGUCUCCGUCUCUCUUUGCCCCUCCCCUGCUCACACUCUGUCUCCCUCUCAAAAAUAAAUAAAAACAUUAAGGAAAAUUAAAAAAAAAAAAAAGGUGGUACAGUUCUGGGUGGAGUAUUUUUUUAAUAUAUGUGCUGCCAAAGCGAGCACAAUAGAGUACUUUUUAAAAUUUUAUUUAUUUGGAGAGGGAGAGUGCAUGCGUGAGUGGGGGGAAGGGGUAGAGAAAGAGGGAGGAUCCCAAGCAGGCUCCGUGCUGUCAGCGCAGAGUCUGAUGCAGGGCUCGAUCCCAUGACCUGAGCCAAAAUCAAGAGUUGGACACUUAACCUACUGAGCCACCGAGGUGCCCCUUGGGUAGAGUACUUUUGUCUCUGAGUAAAAUGAAAGAUUGGGGUAACCACACAUGCCCUGUGAAAUACAUGACUUUGUGGAAGGUUGGUAUAUCAAGAAACUAUAUGAUAGAAUAAGGAGUGUUGUACCUAGUUUAAUUUCAUGAAGGCCUUUUGUUACAAGUGGGCCGAGAUUUGUCAUAAAUUGACAUGAACCUCAUGUAUCCUUUUGGUGGGCAUGAGAGAGCAAAGGGUCCCUGUACAGACUGCCAGGUCAUCAUGUUCAAAAGUGUAGUUUGAAGAGGUUGCAUCUCUUGAUUUAAAUAAAAGGUUUGAGUCUAGAACAGAUAAAUGAAAAUAAGCUACAGAAUAACUUGCAAAGUCAAAAUACAAGUUUAGUGACUUUUUAAGGUUGUGAUUGAACAGACCUAAGGGCCCACUUUGUCAAUUGAAUUGCAUCUUGUCCCAUUCUCUUUUGAAGUAAACAUUUUUAGAAGUUUCAGAUUUACAGAAAAAUUGCAGAGAUAGUACAGAGUUCUGUUGUAUUCCACACAGGCUUCCCCCUAUUACUAGCAUCUUACAUUAGUAUGAUACAGUUGUCACAAUAAUGAACAAAUAUUGAUUAUUAGUAACAAGAGUCCAUACUUGUUUCAGAUUUCUUUAGUUUUUUUCCUAAUGACCUUGAGCUGUUUGCAGAUCCCAUCUAGGAUACCUCCUAUUACAUUUAGUCAUCAUGCUUUCUUAGGCUCCUCUUGGCUGGCACAGUCAAGAUCCCAUCCAUUUUUUUUGUUAAUAUUAGUUAAACAGCCAUUAGAUCUUGAUGUACCUGGGUUGGUCACGAGCUGAAACCUUUUCUUUUUUCUUUUCUUUUUUUUUUUUUUUUUGCAUGUACACAUGAGCAGAGGAUGGGGGGCAGAGGGAGAGGAAGAGAGAGAAUCCUAAGCAGGCUCUGUGCCCAGCAAGGAGCCCAGCGCGGGGCUUGAUCCCACAAGUGUGAGAUCAUGACAUGAGCCUAAGUCAAGAGUUGGACACUCAACUGACUGAGCUACCCUGGUACUCCUGAAAACCUUUUCUUGAAGACUGAUGACCUAAUCCUAGCAGGCUCAGCAAAUCAUUGAACAUUUUGUUUGAGGUCUUUUUGUAGCUUUAAAUCCGUUAUUUCUCAGGACAUUUCACUGGCUUUGUAUGGAAUUUUAGGCAAUGUACCUGUUAUGGUCAUUUUCCAAAUCAGCUUAUUGAGGAAAUCGUGAAACUGGGUAAGUUUUUUGUUUUUUGGGUUUUUUUUAAGAUUUUAUUUUUGAGUAAUUUCUAUACCUGACGUGGGCCUCAGACUCAAACUCCUAAGAUUGAGUCGCAUGCUCUACUGACUGAGCCAGCCAGGUACCCCUAAACUGGGUAAGGUGAUGAGACUUGUGGGUCAUCUGGACCCACAGGCCUGAGAGGGCAAGCUUGCAGUCUCAGCUAAAUACUGCAGCCAGCAAGUAAGGAGAUGGAUAACAGAGAAGAGACUUGGCAGCCACUCUCCCAGUCCUCUAGUAUUGUCAGCAAGGUCAUUUUGUUUCUUAAAUUUAUUGAAGUAAUCUCUACACUCAGCGUGGGGCUCGAAAUCACAACCCCGAGAUCAAGAGCCGCAUACUCUUCUGACUGAGCCCGCCACAUGCCCCAGCGGGGUUAUAUUUUUGGAGUAGAUGGUUCUAAUUUACUUUAGAAAUCCCUUAAUAUACUUAAGAUUCAUUUUUUGUUGUUGUUAGGAGAAAAGUAGAGUUGAUUAGAUAGAAUAAUCAUAAAUCCAUGUGGCUGCCUGCUUUGGAAGGAAAUUUUGGAGAGCCCACCAAGUAUUACUUUGUCGUAAGCAUCGCCAGCAGGUGGCAGCAGUUUCCAUGUUCUAAAAAUGCAGUACAUGAUUAAGAGAGAAGCAGUAUUUUAUUUUGCUACAGAAACAGGCUUAUUUCUGGGAUUUUCAUUUUCCUCAUUGUGUUUGAUUGUAGUCCACUAUCCACACAGGGAGGUAGAAUGGCAACUUAACGACAUCAGCAAGGCAGGAGCAGCAGUGUUAUCCAAACUGUGAGGCCACUUAAAACUAUACUUGAACCAUAGUUGGCAUCCAGUUGUUACAUAGAAAGUGUCACUUGUGCAUCCCUUGGUAAACAGACUGUUAUAUCUGAAGCUCCUAAGUGUGACGGAUAAGUCAUAACACCGGCACCAUCGGAUACUGGAAAGAAGAGCCAAAUAGUCUGCUCCCUGAACUUUCGCUCAAUGAAAAAAUCAGCCAGCAAACCAGGCUGGGCCUUUGUAGUCAGAGAGCUGGCUUUGAGGAUGUUCUUAACGAAGGUUAAUGCUAAUUAUCCACUUGCAGCAUUCACAGUCCAGUCCUUGCGCAAUGAUUCAGGUCGCCUAAAGAUUUGCCACUCCCAAGGAUUCGCAUACUUCUCUGAGCCACAGGACGCCUUGGAGAAGACUGUGCACGCUGAAAACUUAGUGAGAUUCUGAUCCCAAAGUUGUAAAUACUAAGUCAACAUAGUUACUUUUUUCCCUUGCUUGGCUUUUUCCCCCCUUCGCUGAACCAACAAACUAAACUAAUAUUAAUGUCAAUGCAUGGAAAUUUAGAUGAUGAUGCGUGUCUUAUUCCCAUUCCCACUCCAUUUCUUGCAGCCUACUAUGUUCCUAGUAUUCAUUCACUUGCUUACCAAGUAUUUAUUGCACACCUUAUGAUGGGCCUUCCUGUUUUCCUAGGUGCUGAGAAUGUAGCAGUGAAUAAAACAGACCUAGAUCUCUCCCCUUAUGCAACUUUAAAUUCUGGUAGAAGGAGACAGACACUAAGGAACUAAUAUGGUUGAUCAGAAGUGAAGUUGGUUGAGGAAGUAGGGAGAUCGGGGAGGCAGAGUGAUGUUGGAAUUUUAAAAGAGUGGAGAAGACUUAUCAUCAAGAUAGCCCUGGGACAAAGGCUUGGCAGUGUGGGAGUGUACCAUGUGGGCACCUAAGAGAAGAGAGUCUGGAUAGGGAGGGCAGCAGAGGCAAGGGCUCUUGGAGUAAGAAGCAUGUUGGAGUGCUCCAGGAACAGCAUGGGAGCCAGUAGGAACCGAAGAGAGAGUAGGAAGAGUUAGGAUAGCAGAGGCUGACUGCUUGAACUUGGGCUUCUGCUCUAAGAUGGGAGCCUUUGGAAGGCUUCGAGCAGAAGUGUGAGAGGGUCUUAGGUUUUAGGAGAGUGUGUGAGCAAGGGUAGAAACAGACCAGUUAGAAGACUACUGCAGUGGGGUGCCUGGGUGGCUUAGUCGGUUAAGCGUCUGACUCUUGAUUUAAACUCAGGUCAUGAUCUCACGGUUUGUGGGUUCGAGCCCCGCAUCAGGCUCUGCGCAGACAGUGUACAGCCUGCUUGGGAUUGAUUCAUUCAUUCUCUCUCUCUCACUGUCUCUCUCUCUCUCUCUCCCCCUCUCUCUCCCACUCCACCCCUUCCCUGCCCCACGCCCCCCCCCCCACUCCUACUCUGCUUGUUCUUUCUCAAAUAAACUUAAAAAAAGUACCAAGAAAAUGUUUUAAAAAAAAGAAGGGAGACUAUUGCAGCACUCAGGUGACAAGUGCAGGUGGCUUGGACCGGCAUGUCUGCAGUUGGAAUCUUCUUAAGUGGUCACAUUGUGUACUUACCUUAAAGGUAAAACUUCAAGGAUUCACCGAUAGAUUGGAUAUAUAAUAUGAGAAAGUGAGGCGUCAGAAUUGAUUCCUAGCUCUUUUUGUCUCGGGUUGACAAGGGGAAAACUAGGUGGCAGAGAUUUUCUGGCGAAGGUCAGGAACUUAGUUUUGGACAGAUGAGUUUGAGACACCUGGCAGUUAAUUCAAUGGAGAUGUUGGGUAGGCAGUUGGGUAUUGUAGUCUGGAGUUCAAGGGAGAGUCUCUGGCUGAAGAUGGAAAUAUGGGAGUCUGUGUAUAGAUGGUAUGUGAAGCCACGGGACUGGAUGAAAUUACCAAGAGAGUGAGUUACAUGGGGAGAAGAAGUCCAAAGGCUAAGUCUUGGAGCACUCCAGAUGCCAAGAGUUCAGGGCAAUGUGGAGGACCCAUCAGAGUAGACAGUGGCUACUCAGGGGAAAUCAGCAGACUGUGAUAUCCUGGAAGCCAUGUGAAGUUUGAAGGAAGCAGUGGUCAGCUGUCACAUACUGCAAAUAGGUCAAGUAACAGGAGCUCUGAGCAUUGAAUUAGCGAUCUACGUAGUCAUUGGUGACUUUGACAAGUAGUGUUUCAAUGGAAGGGAGGGGGAAAUCUGGAGUGUGUUUGAGAAGACAUGGGGUAGCCUCACAACAAGAAAAAAUGUUGAGCACACUGAAAAUCAGCUUCUCUUUGACCCAUCAAAGAAUAGAGGUCACAGAGCAAGCCACCACAAAAACUAGAGAAAAAAUAUGCAGAAAAUACAGAUCACUUCACCUAAAGGAGAAGCUAGAGCCAGUAAUCAGGAUUGAAGUGAAUUGCUGGGGGCUGAGUGUGGGCUAGCUUGAGAGUUUAAAACUCCUGGGAGUUACUCUAAGGGGUUGCCCACACUUUGGUGGGUUUUACGUCCCGGAGCUUCCCCAGGUUCUCAUUGUGAAGAUGGCAGAAAAUUCUCCUCUUGUAAGGGGGCUGGGGGGUAGUAGCCAUUUCAAAAUACACCCAGAGCUUUCUGUUAACUUGGCAGAAGACUGCCCUCAGGGAAAACUACUUGUCUUCUCUGACCUUGGGGAAGGGCUGUUGGAUAGCGUAAGCCCCUUCCUUCCUUUCUCACAUAAGGAAAAAAAAAAGGCUAAGAAACUUCUAAAGUUCUCAGCCCAGGACUCUGGCUCAUAAAAAAGACAAAAUAGAUUUACUCAUAAGAUACAGAAGAAUUCUCCCUAGUCCCAUACCAUCAGUAGGACUCCAGUAUUACUAUAGUGGAUUACAGCUUUUGAAGAAGCUGCAACACACCGACUUUAUUUCAAGAAGGAAUUUCUAGGGAAAACCAGAAAGGGAAGACUGAAAACAUGGACACUGAAGGAAAUCAAAACCUCUGACACCUGCAGCAGGCAUCGAACACAGCCUAGCUGUAAGCCAGAUAAACAUAACACCUCACACUAAAGGCCUAUUCACCUCAGUUCCUAUUACCCAAUAUAUAUCAUGUCAAACUUCCAAUAAAAAAUAUACAAGGAUGCUCAGAAGCAGGAAAAAAAAUCUGAUGAGACCAAACAGACACCAGAACCAGACUGAUAUGGCAGAGAUUCUAGAGUUAUCAGACUGGGAAUUUAAAGUAACUAUGGUUAAUAUACUGAGGUCUCUGAUGGAAAAAGUGGACAACAUACAAGAACAGGUGAGUCAUGUAUGCAAAAUAUGGAAACUAAGAAUCAAAAAGAAAUGCUAUGAACAAAAACAACGGAAAUUAAUGCCUUUGAGGGGUCCAUCCGUAGACUUAAAACAGCUAAGGAAAGAAUCCGUGAACUUGCAAGUAUGUCAGGAGAAAUGUUCCAAGCGGAAAUUUGAAGAAAAAGAAUAAUUUUUUAAAGGGACAGAAUAUCCCAGAACUGUGAGACAGUUACAGAGGUAUAAGGUAUACAUGGUGGUAAUGCUGGAAGAGAGGGAGGGAGGAGAGAGCUAGAGUACAGGUGACUCCAGGAUGGGGCAAACCUGGUGAAGAGUUUUGUUUUUAAAGCUUGUUUUGUAUGCUGAUAGGAGUGACCCAGGAAAGCAGGACAGUUUGAUGCUGCAGGUGAGCGAGAAUCUUGCUGGAAUGAUGCCCUCAAGGAGGCAAGAGAAGGAUCUAGUGCACAAGUGGAGGGACUGGACAAGCAGCGAAUAACAGGAAGAAGGGAAACCAUGAGAGCAGGGCUGGCAGGUGGGUGCGCGUGAUGGUGGAGCUUAUGGACGUUGUCUUGAUUACUUUGAUUUUCAAGGUCACAGCUGAGAGAAAGGCUAGAGGAAGAGUGGUUGGAGGCUUGAGGCCUUAUAAAUUAGAGGAGACCGAACAGACUAGGGGAAUAUCGUGUGGUUGCCAGCCGGUGUUAAGGCUCCCUUGAAGCCUGAAUUAUUAUGUUCUGUUUUAUUUAUCAUUCUUCAAUAACUCUGUAUUUUGUUAAAAUGUAUUUUAUUGGAAACGUA
Molecule: messenger RNA, 11400 nt
Organism: Acinonyx jubatus (cheetah)
Lineage: Eukaryota; Metazoa; Chordata; Mammalia; Carnivora; Felidae
Gene: RNF14
Product: ring finger protein 14
Exons: 10
Coding region: 1123-2547 (474 amino acids)
Biological process (GO): protein polyubiquitination; ubiquitin-dependent protein catabolic process; positive regulation of proteasomal ubiquitin-dependent protein catabolic process
Cellular component (GO): cytoplasm; ubiquitin ligase complex
Molecular function (GO): ubiquitin protein ligase activity; ubiquitin conjugating enzyme binding; zinc ion binding
Source: RefSeq, a predicted model, not a curated record